Molecule: messenger RNA, 2195 nt
Organism: Frankliniella occidentalis (western flower thrips)
Lineage: Eukaryota; Metazoa; Arthropoda; Insecta; Thysanoptera; Thripidae
Gene: VhaAC39-1
Product: V-type proton ATPase subunit d
Exons: 7
Coding region: 90-1136 (348 amino acids)
Biological process (GO): vacuolar acidification; vacuolar transport; proton transmembrane transport
Cellular component (GO): lysosomal membrane; early endosome; proton-transporting V-type ATPase, V0 domain
Molecular function (GO): proton-transporting ATPase activity, rotational mechanism
Source: RefSeq, a predicted model, not a curated record
UGACGUCACACAUCGUCUUGAUCAUAUGAUCAGGGAUUGGAAAAGCUUCGGCCCUCAGCGAAGUAUUUUCUGAUCUAACGCCCUCCAAAAUGAAGGGCUGUUUGUUUAAUAUCGAUGGUGGAUAUUUGGAGGGGUUGUGUCGAGGUUUCAAGUGUGGAAUUUUGCGUCACACGGACUAUCUAAAUUUAGUGCAAUGCGAAACUCUUGAAGACCUGAAGCUCCAUCUUCAGGGAACAGACUAUGGUAGCUUUUUAGCCAACGAACCAAGUCCCCUCUCUGUCUCUGUCAUUGAUGACAAGCUUCGUGAGAAGCUUGUUGUGGAGUUCCAGCAUCUUCGGAACCAUGCUGUGGAACCAUUGUCAACUUUCCUUGAUUUCAUUACGUACAGUUACAUGAUUGACAACAUCAUUCUUUUGAUCACUGGAACGCUGCACCAACGUCCCAUUAAUGAACUUAUCCCCAAGUGCCAUCCUUUGGGAAGCUUUGAGCAGAUGGAGGCCAUCCAUGUGGCGGCAACUCCUGCUGAGUUGUACAACGCAGUUCUUGUUGAUACUCCACUAGCUCCAUUCUUUGUGGAUUGCAUUAGUGAACAAGAUUUGGAUGAGAUGAACAUUGAAAUCAUCCGAAACACCCUCUACAAGGCAUACCUUGAGGCCUUCUACACCUUCUGCAGGGAGCUGGGUGGAACAACUGCCGAUGUUAUGUGUGAAAUCCUUGCAUUUGAAGCUGAUCGCCGUGCAAUCAUCAUCACCAUCAACUCCUUUGGCACCGAGCUCACAAAAGAUGAUCGUGCUAAAUUGUAUCCACGAUGUGGUAACUUGCACCCUGAUGGUCUUGCUGCUCUUGCCAGAGCUGAUGAUUAUGAACAAGUCAAGUCAAUUGCUGAAUACUAUGCUGAAUACCGUGCUCUCUUUGAUGGUGCUGGAAAUAACCCUGGAGAAAAGACACUCGAAGAUAAAUUUUUUGAACAUGAGGUUCGUCUCAAUGUGAAUGCCUUCCUGCAGCAAUUCCACUUUGGUGUAUUCUACUCCUACUUGAAACUGAAGGAGCAGGAAUGCAGGAACAUUGUGUGGAUUUCAGAAUGUGUGGCUCAAAGGCACCGUGCCAAAAUUGAUAACUAUAUCCCGAUCCUGUAAUCCAUCUACCUUUGAACAUUGAUUGCAAACCACUUACUUUUGCAAUUGAUAAUGAUUGAACCCAAACUGGAUUUGGCAUUUUAAGAUUCAGUUUUAAAGGAACAGUCUUUUUUUGUGAAGAAACUUUCUGUAUGAUGAAAAUAUCAUGGUUUUAUUCUAUCUGUUAAUUUGUUAAAUUCAAUGAUAAGAUCAUUUAAAAUUAAAAUAAUGAUUAUUCUCUAGAACAGAGAAUGCUCGAAUUUUAUCACUAGCCAUUCUUGAGCAUUUAAUUCUGUAUAAAGAGAGAACUUUGGAGAAAUGUUGGCUUUGAAUGCAUUGUGCACAGCUUUAUCUUGUAGUGCUGUGUAUUUUUAUUCUGUUGCAUUUCAGCAUUUUUUUUUGCCAGUCAUACAGGUUAUAUGUACGUACUUAUUUGGAGUACUUCUAUUUUAUGCAAGCAUUUGCAGCCAUAAUUUUUAAAGAGAAAUACAUUAAAGUUACCACAAACUGAUGAAACAGCUUUUAGGGAAAAAUUGUAUUAAUAAAUCCCAUAUCAUGAAAUUAUUAUUGAAGAGUGGAGAUUAAGGUAUAGAAAUUUAUUGCAUUGCAUUGUUGAAUUUAUGGUUUGUUAUUGGCGGUGUUUCUUUUGUACAGUACCCCUGACAUUUUAUCAAAGAAAUUGUAAAUCAAGGAGAAUUGCCCAACUGCGUGAGAGAUUAUGCAUUCUGCUCACAUUGUUGAUCUUCCUAUCUUUGUGCUCAUUUUUUUCAACCAUUAAAUGUCUUGUCAUCUUAUUCUGGACAGUUAAAAAGUAAGUUUCUGAUUUAGGCCUUUUGGUGUUGUAAACUUUUGUCGUCCAUCAGAGUGCAAGCUAUGCGAACUUCAAUGAAACCAGUUUUGUGUAAAUAAUUGUAUAUUGUCAGACAAAAGCACAAAAAUAGUAAAUCAAACACAACUGAAGACUUCUCAAUUCAUUAAUUAUCAGAUCAGUCUCAUCCAUUGUAAUUCUCUCUGCUUGAAUGUGUGAUCAGUGUAUUAAUUGUACAUUCCAGUAUUAGAUUAGUAAACAUUGUGUUUGAA